Molecule: messenger RNA, 1296 nt
Organism: Arthroderma uncinatum
Lineage: Eukaryota; Fungi; Ascomycota; Eurotiomycetes; Onygenales; Arthrodermataceae
Exons: 1
Coding region: 1-1296 (431 amino acids)
Biological process (GO): mitochondrial translational initiation
Cellular component (GO): mitochondrial small ribosomal subunit
Molecular function (GO): structural constituent of ribosome
Source: RefSeq, a predicted model, not a curated record
AUGGCGGGUAGGAUAUCGCCUGCCACGAAUCUUCUGCGCAAGUCUCGCCUGUUUGCGCUCCCUUCCUCUCUCGCUCCUCCACCUCCAGCGCCGACAUCCAUUUUUUGCAGCGAGUCGGACUCGGCGACACUCCCCUAUCCAACGAAGGCUACGAUCGAGACACCUCUGUCUUCUCUGGUGAGAGGCGAUUGGGGUUUGAAGCGGCCCCUACCAGCCAAAUCUACCACCAACAGCUCUUCCAACCCCCUGGUUCGAAUCAACCGCCUUGAUACCUACGAGCAUAUCACCGACUUCCACCCAGCCAACGAUCAUGCCCUCACCCUUCAAAAGUAUCAGGAGCUAAGUCUUCCGGUAUCCUCGACGGUCCAUAAUAGCCUGACAUUGUCAGGCAGCCGUCACACCAGCGUGUUCGAAAGCUCAAAUGAUAACAUAACAAUAACCGAAGAUCAAAGCUCCGGGAAAAAGUUGAGGUACAGGUUCAAGGGACCAUGGUUAGCUGGUAUGACAGAAGUCGAAUUCCAAAGGUACCUGAAGAAAGUACGAAAGCAGAAGCCGGAGUUCCUACAGAGGCUCCGUGAGGUUAUCACAGAAAACAAGGCUUUGCAAGCAAGGAGACGGUUGAUGGACGAGGGCAAGGUGUUGGAGGACUCUGAUAUCCCGAAAGAAAUGAGCGAUGCCGAAUUCGAAACCGCUCUUUUGGCCCUUCGUGCCGACCCUACAAGCCUUGGCCCCGAAAUCAACAGGUUCCUCGACCUGGCUACUCCGCCCAAGGUUCCCGAUCGACGAAUUCACCUACACAACUGGAUCGGGGGCCCGUCAGACGUAGCGUCACCUCAGUAUGCACGAGAUGGGCCUCCCAGAACCCAUCCUUCUGCGGGAAUAAGUUAUCUGCGCACCAAAUCGCAUAUCGACAACCAUCCCGUUGCAGGUCCCCAGCGAGACCCUCGUCCGGUCCAAGCCCGAGUGUUGCGCGCGAGAGGACGCGGUAGAGGAGGAUCAGCCAAGAGCAUAGUUGGUGUCGCCGGUUUUGUCACAGACGACAUUGGCCCUUCAGCAUCUAGGGAAUUCGACCGCCAGAAUGGAUCGCUCCAGUUUGAUCCAGAUCUGCCCGGUGGCUCGAAAUGGUGGGUUAAGGUGGACAGAGCUAUGGUAGAUGCGAAUGGCAAGGUGAUACUCCGUGUCGACGGCGCAACGUCUUCGGCAAAGGCCCUAUAUGGGGUGAAGGAAGCAACCAAAGCUCUGCCCUCAUUCGUCACCAGCAGGGCGUCUUUCUCCCGCCUCGACGAGAAUUCGUGA